Molecule: messenger RNA, 2419 nt
Organism: Cadophora gregata
Lineage: Eukaryota; Fungi; Ascomycota; Leotiomycetes; Helotiales; Ploettnerulaceae
Exons: 5
Coding region: 121-1863 (580 amino acids)
Source: RefSeq, a predicted model, not a curated record
UCAUGGUCCGUGAAAUUUCGCCUGAAGAAGCAUUCUCGUCAUCAGGAAACAUACGAAAGAGACCAAUGUUAAUUAAUCAGACCUGAUACCUACUCAAAGCUUUGGAAUCACAUAAUCGCAAUGGCUUCGCAGUCAAGCUUCAUUCCCUUCUCAAGCAGAAGAAGCGUCGUCCACUCCACGAAUGGAAUAGUGGCCUGCACACAACCUCUGGCAGCCACUUGUGGGUUGAAGAUCUUGGCGUCUGGAGGCAAUGCCGCUGAUGCUGCUGUGGCUGUAGCUGCCGGGCUGAAUAUGACCGAGCCUUGUAGUACCGGUAUUGGAGGCGAUAUGUUUUGCUUGUAUUUUGACGCCAAGACCAAGAAGGUGUCUGCUUUGAAUGGUUCAGGUCGAUCUGGUGGAAAGAUUACACUUGAGAGAAUACGGGCAGAUCUUAACCUUCGAGAGGGUGAGAUUGGCGAGAUUCCGAUGACAAGCGUCCAUUCUGUCACCGUUCCCGGUGCCCCCGCAGGCUGGGUUGAUACAGUUGACAUGUUUGGAUCCGGAAAAGUCUCCCUGGCAGAAAUCCUAGCUCCAGCAGCUGAGAUGGGUGAAAACGGAUUUCCAGUAUCUGAGCUCACGGCUCAAUUUUGGGCCUCAGGUGAGAAUAAGCUCAGAAAAGCCUCGCCUAACUUCGCAGAGAUGCUGAAGAAAGAUUCUUCUGCUCCUGAUGGUUACCGUGCUCCAAAAGCCGGCGAGCUCUUCAAGAAUCCAAACCUAGCCAGAACCUUUCGAACGCUUGGUAAAGAAGGUAAGAAAGGAUUCUACACUGGAAGGAUUGCAAACGAGAUUGUGAAAGUGGUUCAAGACCUUGGCGGCCACCUUGAGCUGGAAGAUUUGGUCCAUCAUAUGGAGCUCGGUACUGAAAGAGUAGACCCGAUUUCAUUGGCUUUCAGGGAUCAAGUCGAAGUAUGGGAGCAUCCACCAAAUGGACAAGGCAUUGUUGCCUUGAUGGCCCUCGGCAUAUUAGAAGAAUUAGAACGAGGAGGGAAAAUUCCGAGGAUCACAGACAUGGAUCACAACUCGACAGAAUAUCUACAUGCUCUUGUCGAAGCACUUCACAUCUCGUUUGCGGACGCUACAUGGUGGGUGACGGAUCCUAACGAAGUCGAUGUUCCAACCAAGCAACUCAUCUCACGCGACUAUCUGGCCGAGCGAUCAAAGCUUUUCGACCCUAAGAAAGCCUCAAAUGUUCAGCACCACGGUAGUCCUGCUCACAACCACUCAGACACUGUCUACUUCGCAGUCAGCGAUCGUGAUGGUAACGCAAUAUCAUUUAUCAACUCGAACUAUGGGGGCUUCGGUAUGGCCGCUAUUCCAAAUGGAUGCGGUCUGACACUUCAAAACCGUGGGGCAAAUUUUAGUUUGCAAAAUGACCAUCCUAAUGUUCUUGCGCCAAGGAAGCGUCCUUACCACACUAUUAUUCCUGCUCUGGUAACGAACAAGGAUGACGGUAGCCUACAUUCUGUAUAUGGAGUGAUGGGUGGGUUUAUGCAACCUCAAGGUCAUGUUCAAGUGCUACUCAAUCAAUUGGCUUUCAAGCACAGCCCACAGACAGCUCUCGACGCUCCGAGAUUCUGCAUUGGUGCUGGAAUGCCUGAUGCUGGCGAGGUCACUGGGCAUGUUGUUUACCUUGAAGAUGGAAUCGACGUGAAAGUCGUCAAAGAGCUGAAAAGUAUGGGACAUAAUGUAGAGCUUGUGAGAGGUAUGAAGAGAAGUUUAUUUGGAAGAGGUCAGAUUAUUCGAUCGCUGGUGGAGGAAGGACAGGUGAUCUACUCGGCAGGAAGUGACUUGAGGGGAGAUGGAGGUGCUUUCCCCGCAUGGUGAAGGUCAGGUCUGCUUGGACAGAGAUCCUAUGUUGAUGAGAGGUUGAACAUGGUAUGAUGCUGACAAGCUUUUUUGACGGGUUGCUCAUGCUUUUAGACUUCUACCACCAACACAAGAUCGACGGAAAGCUGGUGGAAACUGGCAAGGUGUUCAAAUCAAAGACAUUUAUGACAUUGAGGGAUCGCAACUGAUAGCUGGAGAGUCUCUCAGGCCAUAAUCGUGAGGUGUGAAGCCACGUAUUGUUAAUUGCUAACAUCAUCGCUGGACAACCAGUUGACCCCUUUUUCGUCUCGCUUAUCAUAUCUUAUCAAAAUAUUUACAUUUCUGUGUGUGGGUGCAAAGGCCAAUAUACCAGACUGCUCCCCCAACUCACUGUCAAUCAAAUUUCAACAAGACCUGCCAUCACCAAGCUGUGAUCUGUCUUCGUGCGACAAUCUUGAGUGUUUCACCUCAUCAUCGAUUCUGUAGUCCUCAAGGCGCUUUUACGGCAAUUUCACAGUAAGAACUUUCAAUAAUUCACAGAUGCUACCUAGGCGGUACAGAAACCCAAGCUAAC